Molecule: messenger RNA, 873 nt
Organism: Lingula anatina
Lineage: Eukaryota; Metazoa; Brachiopoda; Lingulata; Lingulida; Lingulidae
Product: von Willebrand factor A domain-containing protein 1
Source: RefSeq, a predicted model, not a curated record
CACUUGUUUUCACACCAGCCGGUUUCACAGACUGAGACAGGAGAGUGACUCAAGAUGCAGCUUGUCAAAGUGCUCGUGUUUUGUCUUGCUUUAGUAAGCAUUGACAAAGGUUCCCAGGCGGUGAAUGUGGACUACCAGGCGUCGCUGAUCAACAACAAGCUUUCCAGCCUUAUGGCUCCCAAGUUGGUGUGCUCGGGUUAUCUAUGGUUUAGAAGUUGUGUUAAAGUCCCCCCAAAGUUAGACACUCUGCUGGUAUUGGACAGUAGUGGAAGCAUAACAUCGUAUCAAUUUGGAAAAGAAAAAGACGCAGCAAAGGUGAUUGUUGACUACAUCCACAACAAAGCACCCAUCGGAUAUUAUAAAUCACGUGUAGGUCUGAUAGAAUACUCCGUGUACGCUCACUUUGAAUUCAAGUUUAACGAGUACAACACGCCUGCAGCGAUCAAGAACAGGAUUCAACUUGUUACAUAUGACAACGGUUGGCGCACGGCAACCGCAAUUGCACUGGGGAAAGCCAAGACGGAGAUGCAAGCUAACAGUCGUCCUGGCAACGUCAAAGUUGUUUGGGUGUUUACUGAUGGUAGAUCUAAUUAUGGUGGGAACCCUAAAAUACCGGCUGAUCAACUGAGAGCAAUCGGCACAACUGUGUGUAUCAUGGUAAUUGGACCGUCUAUUAACUGGGCCGAGAUACACGAUAUUGGAAAUAAAGACUGCAUCUUCCAAGCGACAUCAUUUUAUCAGGCUUUGCAGAUCCUUUCGAGGGCGUACUCUUUGAGCAAGAGCUCACCGACGUUGAGCGAUAAUUUCUUCAGUGGCCUUAAGUUGUAACGCGUUUUUGUUUUAUGUAAAUUAGAUCCAUGAAAUAAAAAACAU